AUGGGUGCUCUUAUUCGCUUCGCUUUCGUCCUCGCCCUACCCUUCGUGUGUCUCUCCUCCCUCCACGUGGCGGUCUCGCCGCAAAAGCUGGACCUUCUCAUUGCCACCAAGAUCGACGCGAGUUCCGUUCGCGCUUCCCGCAAACUGUUGGAAUAUGAGCCUGCGGCGGUUGCUGAUUCUGCAGAUUCAGUGAACCUUAAUGUGGGCAUCUCUGCCAGCGGCGGCGGGGAGGAGGAGGAAGUCUGGGCCACCAUGGAUGAUGGUGUGGAUGAGUCAGGGAGGGAGCUGCUGAGCUGGAAUGAGUUCACGGACAAGCUCAAGAACGCCAGAGGCAAUUUUGCGAAUGAUGUCAAGAAUGGCUUCAAAACCGCCAAAAACAACAUCACGAAUGGUGUCAGCAAGGCGGUCGACUCCGUAAAAAAGGUCGACACCGCCAAGCUCGCGGCGGAUGCUGGGCGGACAGCAGAGUCCGUGGGCGGUAGGGUGUUGAGUUGUCUGCAGAGGCAAUUUCUUAGGCGCCUCGGGAAUCUGGGCGCAUGA
Messenger RNA from Closterium sp. Naga37s-1, 540 nucleotides. The record is from the annotation of a GenBank genome assembly. NCBI's taxonomy places the organism in Eukaryota, Viridiplantae, Streptophyta, Zygnematophyceae, Desmidiales, Closteriaceae.